Lytechinus pictus (painted urchin) is the source of this 3793-nucleotide messenger RNA. RefSeq names its product PRA1 family protein 2-like. The transcript is spliced from 3 exons. The coding region runs from base 377 to 913 and encodes 178 amino acids. The record is from RefSeq and is a predicted model, not a curated record. Gene Ontology annotation, cellular component: membrane. NCBI's taxonomy places the organism in Eukaryota, Metazoa, Echinodermata, Echinoidea, Temnopleuroida, Toxopneustidae.
AGAGAAUCGGGGCCCCUGCAAGAAAGCCGCAGUCACUCACAUUCAAUCGCGUCCGCCAGUAUCAUACUCUGGACCUACAUCACAAUUAUAAACAUAUGGGACUGUACAACUCAACAAAAGCACAACCCCAACAUAAUUGACAAAUACGUACGGUUCUUCCGCCAUUUUUACAAAUUGUAGAUACUAUUCGAAAGUUCAGAAGCUAUAGAAUGUAUUUUGGAUGAUCAAAAAUAUCAAAAUAAGUCCUUUGUGGAGAGUUUGACAUGAAUAUUAGCAGAAGUUUCCCCCACAAGUUCUGGCAGAGAUACUAGUCGCAAAUGUUCUCCGACUGCUGCCGGAGCUGGCGCUCGUGAAAUUUGACGUCAACAUCGCAAUCAUGGAUGAUAUUGAAAUCCCUCCUCUUCGUUCUUUGGAUGAUUUCAUCAAGGAAUCGGCCAGAUUUUCUGCCCCAGCCCUAGGAAAUCCAACCAGAUGGGCCAAUCGGGUGAUAGAUAAUUUAUUGUACUACCAAUCGAAUUAUUUCCUCACUCUUAUCGUCAUUUUCCUUAUUGUUGGCUGUAUAAACCCUGUUCAGAUGUUAUGGGGCUUAGCCAUCGUGAUCGCAGCAUUCUUCGGAUUUGGUUACUGGUCUGCCAAUAAGAGAGAAGUAAACGAUUUCAAGAAAGCCCAUCCAGUGAUCUGUCUAAUUGCACUCUGCUUGGUGAUCUGGCUUUUCAUGUAUCUCUUUGGAAGUAUUCUCGUUCUCAUCUGGGGCUUGGCUGCACCAGCAGCUGUGAUCUUCAUCCACGCCUCCCUGCGGAUGCGCAACAUGAAGAACAAGAUGAGCAAGAAGCUGGAGUCCCUUGGUCUAAAGAGAACACCCAUGGGCAUCAUCCUCUUUACCAUUGGUCUGGAGGAGCAAGCAAGGUCAUGACUAGAGAAAAUGGGGUUUCAACUGUGCAACCAGAGACUGCUUGAAGGCAACGAGCACACCUUCAGGCAUCGUUUGGAGAGAGGCGAGGAGGUAGAGGGAAGCUGGUACCACGUACCUCACGAAGGAGAGGUAGUCACUCCCCGUCAACAAUCAUUUCGUACAUUGGCGACUUUAGGAAUAAUUAUGAAGACCCUUCUCCCAUCAAGAAAUAAGUCUUCUUCAAGUAAGUCAUCUGAAAAUCGUUCGUCUGGAAGUAAACUUUCGCAAAAUCGUCCACAAUCACUUGCUCCUGUUGAGCUGGCACAAGAAGCAAAAGAAGAUGUUGUUACUAAACAACCAAGAAAAAUAAAGUUUAGCUACAAACCUAAAUUGGAUUAAGAAUCAAUAUAUUACAGAUCAUUGACUCUGGCAAAAGGUUGGUACUGUUAUUGAGUAAUAAAAAAAACCACUUUUACCGGAAGCCAAGAGUAUUUAUGGAUAACUAUUUCAAAGUAUAACAAAACUAUAUAUUAUUCAGGGUUUAUUAAAAUUACACAAUUGGAUGUUCUUUCAAAGAAUGUCAUCUCCCGCUAGAUGUGGCACAACUGAAAUACAAGUUAUUCACAAAAUAUUGUACGGGGUUUUGUACAUUGCCCUUGCAUAUUUGUGAAAAUCAAUUUCAUGGACAAGUAUACAAGCUGUACUUCUUUGUAUUAAAACAAUUGAUGAGUCCAGACAAGUAGUUUUGAUACAGUUUGCAAAUUUUGAACUUUACAAUUUAAUAUUUAUGAUAACAGUAUUUAUACAUGUUUAGCCUAUAAAUAAGCUUAUUAAUAAAUGCAAUGUGUCAGGACUGUUUGUUGUGAAUGGGAAUUAUUAUUUUUUAUUUGUAACAAGUAUCAUAUACAUGUAGUUGUUAUUCCUACUAAUAAUGGAUUCAUUAUAAUUUUAUAACUUAACUAAGAAUGGGAUAUAUCUUUAGUAGUUUAGUCUAAUGGGAAACAUGCUUAUGGUCACAGAUAUAUGUAGUGAAUGGUAUUAGGUGGUCAGGUGAAGAAUAUAGAGGGAAAUGUAUGAAGAAAGACACAGCCAAAGUAAAAAGAAAGAAAUAGUGCAUAUAUAUUGUUUUCAUGGUGUUCCUUCUUCACUUCAACUCAUAUGGACAGUAAUAGUAAUUGCAUACUUGCCAAGAAUGUAUCAAUACAUCCUAAAAAACUAAAUCAUUAAGAAGUAUUGUCUAUGUAUAAACAGUAGAGAAAAAAAUUUCAAUAUCUUUCAUUUUCUUUGAAUCUCCACAUUUCCCCAUUUUGCAAUUUGUGAAUAUGAAGGUAUAUUAACAUGCCAGUGAAUGUUCAUGUAAUAUAUUUGUAUGAUAACAAUGAAUAAUAUAAUGUGUAAUAUAAUGUGCAAAGUAUGUCUAUAACUUUUGGACCAGUACAAUGCCAUGAUGGCUUUCUAUUUUUGUCAAUCUCUGCCUGCAUUGUGCUUGCUUGGCUUGUUAUGAAAUUUCAUGCUUUUGCUGAUCAUGGGUGAAAAUUCAUGUUUUGUAUGCUAUAUUCCAGUUCAAAGAAUAAAUUAGUUGGCAUUCUUAUUUGUUGCAAGUCCUAAUCAGACCACUUACCCGUGUAUAUUGAAUGAAAGUAUUAAAUUUUUCUCUCAUAAACCAAUAAAUUAUCAUUCUCAAAUAGUGAAAAUUUUCCACAUGUUAAAUGCCUGGAUGCAGCCUAUGAAGAUGGUGCAGAAUGCCUAUCAAAAUAAUUGAUUUAAUUCCAAAUACUAGAUGGUCAUUUAUAAAGCAUCUUAAGGCAGACAAUUUCAACUGAAUACCAAAGUUGGCAAAGUGAGUUACAAAUGGAAGUCACUUUAGAAGAAUAUUUUGUAAUUUCUGAUUUGAAUAUUGAAAGUAAAGUGAUAUGACUAUCUUCAAUUGUGUUACAGUAUGUGAGCACUGAUAACCAUAAAAAUAAAAGUUAUAAAUGUAAGGAUUUUUUUUGUAUGUUAUAAUCAAUUCAUCGCUAAGUAUAUUUGAUGAAUAUGAUGAUGCAAAAUGAAUAACUGCUUUGUUUUUCAGCUUGUGAAAUGAAAAAAUAAUAUGAAUUUAUUGUGGAAUUAGAGAUGACAAGACAUGCAUGCAUCUAGAUGUGUGUUAUUGUUAUAUGUAAUUAAUAUUAAGAACAAGUUUUUAAGUUUAGAAACACCCAACCAAAUAAAGGUGAAAAUGAUUAGAUAUAUUCAUACAUUUUACCAACAAGAAAGAGAAAAUGACCAAAGAAUUACCAAAGGAAUACAAAAUACCCUUGCAACAUUUUUUAUUUUGCCAUUAAUGUGUUUAUGUAUAUCUUUCAAUAGCUCACAAAUCUGAAACGUAAUAUCUUUCUAUUUCAGUAAUGUGAUACAUGUAUGUAGGGUGAUAAUGUAAUAAGUUUAGUUGACAUAAUGCUCUCAUUCGACUUCUGAAAUAAUUUUACUGUUAGACGUAUCUCCAUUAUAAAGGCACCCAUUACAAAGCUAUUAUUGAAAACAAGUAUUAAUGACAUUUUUUGUUUAAUCCCCCCCCCAAAAAAAAAAAAAAAAUGUAAAAAGCACAUUCUUACCAAAUUUAUAUUAUAUGUUUCCCACUAUAACUUCUCUUUAAGAGGCAAUCAUUGAAUUUUAAUAAUCGCCACAUGAUCUACAUGUAUAUACAUAUGGGAUUUGUAAAUUCAAUAAUACACAAAGCAUAUUUGUAAAAAUGAAUACAAUAAUAUAAUAAUAAUAAUAGCUGGAUUUAUAAAGCGCUUUUUGCCAGAGGAUACAAAGCGCUGCUAUAAUUACCCCGGCUUUAGCUCGAUAGUCGAUAGUCAAUAGUCAAGUCAAAUGAUAAUCACUAAUAUUAGUUUAAUAAAACAGGUUUUAAUUGUA